Molecule: messenger RNA, 1882 nt
Organism: Pseudo-nitzschia multistriata
Lineage: Eukaryota; Bacillariophyta; Bacillariophyceae; Bacillariales; Bacillariaceae
Source: the annotation of a GenBank genome assembly
GUCUACCUCUUGGCGAGCAGGGGACCCUUUUUUCUUUUUCCUUCGAACGAAGAUUCGACUCGACUGGCGAAAGCGUUUUGCCACGGAUUCUUUCGUCAGAGCGAUUCUUUUAAAAAAAGAACAAAAACAGGAACCGAAACUGGAUGCAACGACGGCAACUUAUGGAUCGAAGACACAACGAAAGAACCAAUCCGAAGGCAAGCAAAAAAAGCAGAGAAAGAAACGUUCAGCACGAAACGAUACAAAACCAAAUCAAGGAAAGAAUAAACCGAAACAAAAGGUAAAAGCAACAACAGCAAUGUCAACCGCGUGGUACAAACCCAACAGACUUCCAAAGCGGAUCCGUUCCUGGACRUCGGCAACGAUCGAAUCAGGCACGAAUGUGGCACGCGGCACCWAUACUCCAAGGAACCCACKCCAGCGUCGUUCCAUCGAGGUUUGGGAGACAACAUGUGUCGUAACAAACAUGAACACCAAUCGCAACGAGUGGAAAGACAAACACAAGGAUAGCUGCGGUCGAGAACCCAGCGACGAGCCCCCCGGMRAUCUCGCUUCGUCCUCGAGAUCUGCCCUGCCACACUUUUCGGUUCUURUCAAUCCAGGAAAUCCCUCUCUGUCGGGGGUAUCCAGGUUUUCCUACUUUCCUAUCGGUGGACCAGAGCCCCCCGAGCACUUUCAGAUUUCCAAGGAUUCCCACCCCAUCAUGGGGUACGUCACGUCGUGGGGCGGGAUGGAGGUGGGGAAGGGAAUGGCCUUUGCGGCCAACACGGUCGACGGGAUCGUCCACCGGUACGGGGGCACCGAUCUGAAACGAGAAUGCGAACGGGCGGUGUCGCAGCUGUCGCCGCCYUUGGCCUGGUGGGAGCGGCUCCUGUUGCGAGCGGGGAUGGGCAGCGAUAAAAACGCUUGCAAAGACCGCAGGGGUCGCCUCCGGGAGGGAGUGGCCGUCGCAACAAGGGUCGCCGGGCCGGAGCUGCGAGCCGCAAGCGGAUACCAGCGGCUGGUGCACACGGUUCCUCCCUUUUUCGACAACGAGAAUCGAGCAGGCACCACCCGACGGAAGGAACUCGAUGCAACAACCACUCGGGAUCGAGAGAACAGCGAAACCUUGCUUGCCGAAUGCUAUCGCAAUUCUCUGGAAAUUGCGUCGUCGUCGUCGUCGUCGUCCGCGGAAGCAAGCGCAACGACGACACCAUCGUUGCAGGACCACGAGAACGUCUACAUUGCGUGUCCGCUCCUUGGUGCGGGCUGCCGAGGAUUUCCAACGGAACGAGCGAUCGAGGUUGCYGCCAGAACCACUGCCGACUGGAUGACAACGACGGGAACAUACGAACAAAACGAGAUGUCGUCGUCGUUGCAAGAGCAAAAACAAUCCGUAACUCUUGCAUUUGGAAUUCCGGAUGCCGAAAUCCGAAAGCAGCUCAUCGAAGCGAUCGAUCGAGAAGUGGAGCAAAGAACGACCCCACCCUGAAAACGUUGUAUGCACGAUGCACGACACGAGUGCGAGUGCGAGUGCGAAUGCGAAAAAAAAACUACGAACAUAAGGUGCGAAAUUGUAAUACAGUCUCUUGUGGGAACAUGCUAAGAAGGAACCGUUCCAGGAGUGUUUUGUCUCAUGCUCUAGACCGAUAUUAAAGACAUGGAUUUGUAACACAAUUCAAUCCUGGAUUCAAUCAAGUAACAUUGAAAAAUCCAAAAUCAACAUACUAAUUAAUGCGCUAUCUUCUUCCUCAGGCCUUUCCUCGACCAGGGCCACAUCUUUCGCAUCCCCUACCUCGUCCAGAGGACGCCGUUGGUUCCAACCCGUGAUGAGCACGCAGUGAUCAAUAUGAUACGCUCUGCAGAACCAGCAAGAAUCGAGAAAUAAACGAGAGACAUGGUU